Ceratitis capitata (Mediterranean fruit fly) is the source of this 965-nucleotide messenger RNA. It is a transcript of the gene Nubp2, whose product is annotated as cytosolic Fe-S cluster assembly factor NUBP2 homolog. Gene Ontology annotation, cellular component: cytosol. Gene Ontology annotation, biological process: iron-sulfur cluster assembly. Gene Ontology annotation, molecular function: ATP binding; ATP-dependent FeS chaperone activity; 4 iron, 4 sulfur cluster binding. Bases 82 to 879 code for a protein of 265 amino acids. The record is from RefSeq and is a predicted model, not a curated record. The transcript has 3 exons. Lineage: Eukaryota; Metazoa; Arthropoda; Insecta; Diptera; Tephritidae.
CGAUUGUGAUGAAAUUUACUAACUUACUGAUUUUAUUAUUCUUUCUCUUGAGUCAAAAAAAAUAGCAAUUGUAAAAGAAUUAUGUUGGAUAAAGUCAAACAUGUAAUUUUAGUGCUAUCCGGUAAAGGCGGUGUUGGAAAAUCUACUAUUAGCACUCAAUUGGCUUUGGCAUUACGGGAAAGUGGAUUCAAAGUCGGUCUACUUGACAUUGACUUAUGUGGCCCGAGUGUGCCGUAUUUACUUGGAUUAGAACAAAGCGAUGUUUAUCAGUGUGAUGAAGGUUGGGUACCCAUAUAUGCAGACGAAAAUAAAACGCUUGCAGUAAUGUCGAUUGCCUUCCUAUUGAAGAGUCGUAAUGAUCCGGUUAUUUGGCGUGGUCCGAAAAAGACAAUGAUGAUACGGCAAUUUUUAACCGAUGUAAAAUGGGACGAAUUAGACUACUUGAUUAUCGAUACACCGCCUGGAACCUCGGAUGAGCAUAUUACAGUGAUGGAAUGCAUGCGGGAUGUGAAGUGCGAUGGCGCAGUGAUGGUGACCACACCACAAGGUGUUGCUUUGGAUGAUGUGCGUAAAGAGUUAACCUUUUGUCGAAAAACCGGUGUACAUGUGUUGGGUAUUGUGGAAAACAUGAGUGGGUUCGUUUGUCCACAUUGCAGUAAUUGUACAAAUAUAUUUUCAUCUGAUGGUGGGGUAGAAUUAGCCAAACGCUCUGGCGUACCUCAUCUGGGUACAUUACCAAUUGAUCCUCGCCUAAAUGUGUUGAUUGGUACAACUCGUUCAGUGCUAACGGAAUUGCCUGAAUCAAACACAGCCCAAAUUUUCAAGUCAAUUGUGAAACAGAUUACAAAUGGCGAUAUCGUUAAUGCCGUAAAAGAUUAAAUGUCCAACUUAAUUUUGUAAUGAUUAUUGAGAAUUCAAAAUUUUAAUAAAAAAAUGCUAUGAGACAUAUUUAUUCAUAUACACUA